Periconia digitata is the source of this 1932-nucleotide messenger RNA. The record is from the annotation of a GenBank genome assembly. NCBI's taxonomy places the organism in Eukaryota, Fungi, Ascomycota, Dothideomycetes, Pleosporales, Periconiaceae.
UUCCUGCAGUGUGGAUUCGAUCACUCGUUUCUCUCAUCAUUCGUCAUCAACUGGCGUUCAGAAUGCAGUGAAAUAAUUUCUGCCCUCCUGAAUACUAACACAUACACACGCAAAACUCUGUCAUUUAGUACUGACCCGCGGCUUCCACCACAGUCUUUUCACAAUCGGAGCAACAGCUACAUCAGAGUCAACAUGCAUUCCUCAACAACGCCGCCGAUAACGGCCGAGCACAAUCAGACAUACUACGACGUAGUACAACGUCCCGAUCCAGAAAAGCAAGGACAUGCGGCAACCCCCAAUAAACAGGCAGCAGAAAGAUCAUGGUUAGAGGCAGGCUCAGACAUGCCCACCGAGCGUGAUGGGUCCCUCACCGGAGAGCCGCUCUCAGCGACACCUCCGACCCAGGAGUAUCCUAGCGGCAUGAAGCUCGCGAUGAUUGUAAUCGCCUUGAUACUCACCAUAUUCUUAGUUUCGCUGGACCAGACUAUUGUCGCGACAGCUAUUCCAAAGAUAACCGAUGAAUUCCAUAGCCUCGAUGAUAUUUCGUGGUAUGCUUCAGCAUUCUUCAUGAGUAAUGGCGGUACGCAGAUGAUCUGGGGAAAAUCAUACAAGUACUUUUCCCUCAAAACCACGUUCAUGAUGGCCAUCUUCAUCUUUGAGCUCGGCUCUUUGAUAUGCGGUGUCGCACCCAACUCAACAGCUUUGAUCAUAGGAAGGGCUAUUGCAGGGAUGGGAGGAUCAGGCGUGGCCACUGGGGUAUACACUCUGAUUGCCUUUGCUGUUGCGCCCCAUGAAAGAGCUAUCUACACUGGGCUAAUUGGCGCGACAUACGGGGUCGCUGCCGUCAUUGGACCUCUCAUAGGGGGUGUUUUGACGGACCACGCGACUUGGCGGUGGUGUUUCUAUAUCAACUUGCCCAUCGGAGGUUUAUCUGCCUUCGUUAUCCUACUCUUUUUCAGCACCCCAGCUGCUGCUAAGCCCGAGAAGGCCGCCUGGAAAGAAAAGUUGCUACAAAUGGAUAUAUUGGGUUGCAUACUUGUUAUGGGCGCUUCUAUAUCUUUGAUACUUGCUCUACAGUAUGGUGGUGCAGAGUAUGCAUGGAAUUCGAGUAUCGUGAUCGGCUUAUUUGUUGGCUGUGGGGCCAUGUUGAUCGUAUUAAUACUGCUCGAGAUGAGGCUGGGAGAGAGAGCUAUGCUGCCAUCACGGAUCGUACGCGACAGGAACAUCUGGGCAACCAGCGUAUUCUCCUUUUUCUUCUCUGGUUCCUACUUUGUCCCUCUCUAUUAUCUUCCCAUCUAUUUCCAGAGCAUCACCAACACCAGCCCAACAAACUCAGGAGUGCGAGUACUACCUCUCAUCAUUUCUUUUAGCAUUGUCACGAUUUUCUCAGGAGGAGUCAUAUCGAAGACUGGUAUUGCGACUCCAUUCAUGCCUGCCGCGGCAGUACUCACAGCUGUCGGAUCCGGAUUACUGUACACUCUCGACAUUGGGUCAAGUCUGGGGAAGAUCAUUGGCUAUCAAAUUCUGGCGGGUGUAGGGUAUGGUGCAGCAUUGCAAGUACCAAUCAUCAUAGGUCAAGCCAAAAGUGAUCCAAGUGAUUUAUCAUCUGUCAGUGCCAUCAUGCUAUUUGCCCAAACAAUGGGUGCAUCGAUUAUUGUCGGGGCUGCGCAGUCAGGGUUUGUCAAUGAGCUUCUAAAACAGCUCGCCAUCAUAACACCGAACACUGAUCGGAAUCUGGUCGUGGCGAAUGGGGCGACUGCUUUGCGCAACCUCUUCUCCGGCGAGGAGCUGAGCAGUAUUCUUAUUGCAUAUAUGGCGGGCAUUAAGAUUACCUACAUAAUCGUUGUCGGUGCUGUGGGCAUUUCAUUGCCUUUGAGUCUGCUGGUCAGCUGGAAGAGGAUCAACACUGGCGCAGUAACUGGCGCAAUUUAA